AUGCGCUGGUUCAACCCCCAGUCCGCCCUUGCGGCAGUGUAUAUUAUGAUAUUGUCGCUGCCAACCAGCGAGGCCAUCAAAUACUCCCCGAUCAAACCUCCAUCAUACCCGUUGGCUGUGCGGAGCCCCUACCUCUCUGCGUGGAUCCCCGGAAAUUCGGUCACGUCACUUUCCUCCAGCAGAGCGCAAUUUUGGGCUGGUAAUGAUCUCAUCUGGUCUGUCACGGCGCGUGUGGAUGGCGUCGCGUAUAAUUUGUUUGGGGUCAAGCUACCCCUGAGCGGAACCAAGUCCGGCACUGUCACCGAGGCAACUUAUACCUCUACUCAUUCGACCUUUACAGUGCAAGCGGGAUCGCGGACAUUCACACUGGAUUUCUUUUCUCCGGUUUCGCCUAAGAAUUACCUCCGCCAAUCCUUGCCCUUCUCGUAUUUGACAGUGACUGUCGAGGCAGGCGAUUCCAGCUCGGUCCAAAUCUAUUCUGAUCUCGACCACAGCUGGGUUGGUCAAGCCAGCGAUGUGAGCUGGAGUUAUUCGACGAAGAGCACGACUGGCGUGUUCCAGAUCCAAGGCGCGGAUGCGUCGACAUACUCGGAGAACAGCAAUGGCCAAGCGCUGUGGGGAAGCGCCGUCUACGCCACCCGCCCCGCGGCCGGGGGCUCUCUCUCCACUGCCUCCGGGCCGUCAGCCUCGGUGCGUCAAAGCUUUAUCUCCAAUGGAACUUUGUCUGGCACUCACGCCGAGUGGACUGCCAACGGGGUGGUCGGGUUUGCACACGAUCUUGGAACAACCGCCAAGGAAGAGGCCGUGACCUUUGCGGUCGGCCAUGUGCGUGAAGAGUCGAUCAAUUUCCUCGGCGAAGCCCAGACGGGAUACUACCGAGCGACCUACGCCGAUACUGUGGAUGCAGUCUCUUAUUUUCUAGACGAUUACUCUGAUGCGAAUGAGGAAUCAGUCACAUUUGACGAGCUGGUUCAGUCGACAGGAACCUCUAGUUAUGGAUCGAACUAUUCGGACAUCCUCGCACUCUCCACCCGCCAAGUCUACGGUGGUAUUGAAAUCACAAUCCCCAACGAAUCUCUCGACACCGGUACAACGCGCGCAUUUAUCAAAGAGAUCUCCAGCGAUGGCAACAUCAAUACCGUAGAUGUAAUCUUCGCCACCUUUCCAAUCUUCUACAUCCUCAGCCCAGGCUACCUUAAGCUCCUCCUCGACCCUAUUCUCCAAUACAGCGGGAGCGAUGCCUACACAAAAGAGUAUGCUGUCCACGAGAUCGGCGCCAGCUACCCCAAUGCAACAGGCCAUCCAGAAGACGGCGAAGAAAUGCCCAUCGAAGAAAGUGGGAACAUAAUAAUCCUCACCUACGCCUACCAACUGGCGACCGGAAAAACAGACUUGGCAACGACCUAUGCCUCCCAACUCUCCCAAUACGCCCAAUACCUCUACAAAAACGGCCUUUACCCAACCACCCAACUCUCCCUCAACGACGCCCUAGGCGCACUAGCAAACCAAACAAACCUCGCCGUAAAGGCAGCCAUCGGCCUCGCAACCUAUGGCGCCCUAACAAACCAAGCAAACUACACAACAGCCGGCAAAUCCUUCGCAGAGAAAAUCUGGUCAGACCACCUCGGCACCGACGCCGCAGGAACCCGCUUCCUAAUUCAGUACGGCAUCACACCCUGGUUCCUCGUCUACAACCACUACCCAGACCUCCUCUUCGGUCUAGACAUCUUCCCCGAAGAAGCGUACAACGCCACAGCGGCCUUCUACCCAACCGUCCGGCAAAAAGCGGGCGUACCGCUUGACGGGGCUAUUGGCUGGGGCCAGACGAAUUGGCAGUCGUUUGUUGCUGCUACUGUUACUGGGUCGGCGAGGGAGUUAUUCAUCAAGGAUUUGCAUGCUUAUGUUGCUAAUGGGUUGAAUUCCGCGCCGUUCUCGGAUCGUUAUUGGGUGCAGGACAGUGGGCAAUAUGUUGCUGGGGACUCGUAUUCUUUCCGUGCUAGGCCGACGCUUGGGAGUCAUUUCGCAUUGGCUGCGUUGGGUGGGGCUAAUACUUGGGGUUCGUGA
Messenger RNA from Penicillium canescens, 2064 nucleotides. RefSeq names its product glutaminase family protein. The transcript has 2 exons. The record is from RefSeq and is a predicted model, not a curated record. Lineage: Eukaryota; Fungi; Ascomycota; Eurotiomycetes; Eurotiales; Aspergillaceae. The coding region runs from base 1 to 2064 and encodes 687 amino acids.